Leptinotarsa decemlineata (Colorado potato beetle) is the source of this 993-nucleotide messenger RNA. RefSeq lists its product as uncharacterized. The record is from RefSeq and is a predicted model, not a curated record. NCBI's taxonomy places the organism in Eukaryota, Metazoa, Arthropoda, Insecta, Coleoptera, Chrysomelidae.
UAGAUGGAACAUGUUAUACAAGGAGGCAGUGUGCUGACUUCGAUGGAAUUGGAUCUACGAGCUGUGCAAACGGCAUAGGAGUAUGCUGUGUCAUUCAGAGAUCUUGCGGGGAAUCAACUCAACUCAAUAAUACUUACUUUGUAAGUCCUGGAUUUCCGACUGGGUUUGCAGCUAGUUCUGUUUGUACAUAUACUAUACAAAAGAUUGAUCCAAGCAUAUGUCAGGUUAGAAUCGACUUCCUCACAUUGAGACUUGCUCAGCCAAAUAUUAUGGGCGUUUGUAACACGGAUGCUUUGAUAGUAACUGGGGGAGCUUCUAAUGUUCCCAUUUUAUGUGGAGAAAAUACAGGCCAGCAUAUAUACGUCGAUUUCAACGGCAACACCAGCAUUACUAUAUCUAUUAGGAGCAGUGGAUUGUUUGCUUCUAGGGCAUGGAAUAUAAAGGUGUCCCAGAUUGCCUGUAACUGCCCUUAUAGAGCUCCUUCUGGGUGCCUGCAGUUCUACAACACCACAACUGGGACAGUGACAAGUUUCAACUAUGGUUCUGUUGCACCUCAGAACGGCGCCAGACAACUCGUCAAUAUGAAUUAUGGAAUUUGCGUUGCCACAAUAAGAGGUUUUUGUGGAAUCCAAUGGGCUCAAACUGCUGGUACGAUGACCUUUACCGUUUCGGACAAUACUUAUACUUUCAUAGGAGAUGGAACAAUAGGCACGGCGGCGGCUCAACAAACCGGGGCAGCAUGUACGGCAGAUUUUGUAGUCGUACCUGGUCCCAUUCUUCCUGACGGCACUGCUUUGACUUCUGACAGAUUUUGCGGGAAUGCCUUCGUGACACUCCAGACUUUUUCUCAGCCCUUCGUGAUGACGGUUGUGACAAAUGGAGAUGAAACAGGUGAUAUGGGAAAUGCAGGUUUCUCCAUGACUUUCACCCAAUUGUCUUGUGGAAUGAAUAUUUUUGUAGGAUGAAAGAAAUGAAAAUAAAAAUUCAUUCCAG